Molecule: messenger RNA, 1236 nt
Organism: Calypte anna (Anna's hummingbird)
Lineage: Eukaryota; Metazoa; Chordata; Aves; Apodiformes; Trochilidae
Product: arylacetamide deacetylase-like 4
Exons: 4
Coding region: 1-1236 (411 amino acids)
Cellular component (GO): membrane
Molecular function (GO): carboxylic ester hydrolase activity
Source: RefSeq, a predicted model, not a curated record
AUGGUGGGGUUUUGUAUACUGGCAGGGAUACUGCUGGUGAUUUUUAGUGCCUCAUUCAUACUAGUAGUUAUUGAAACAAUUCAAUCUGAGUAUUCCAAUGUCAAUAUCCCUCCUGGAGUGAAUAAGCCUGGAAAGCUUCGACUUGUUCUUGCUUCUAUGAUUAGUACAUCUGUUAUGGGGAAGAUUUUGGCAAAGCUGGAGGUGUGCAGCGAGCUCGCCUUCACCCGCUACAUUCGCUCCGGGAAGAAGCUGGGGCCGGACCCGCAGCUCUGGCUGACGGACGAGCAGUUCUGCGGAGUGCCGGUGAGGGUCUAUCGGCCACGCGCGCCAUCUGCCGGCCUGCGAACGGCCGCCAUCUUCUUCCACGGCGGCGGAUGGCGGUACUGCGGCAUCGAUUUCUAUGAAAAGAUCUGCCGUUACAUUGCCAAAGAAAGCGACUCGGUGGUUGUGUCUGUGGGGUACCGCUUGGCUCCUGAACACAAAUACCCUGCUGCAUACGAAGACUGUCUGAAUGCUACCAUACACUUCAUGAAGAACAUCCAGCACUAUGGUGUGGAUCCUGACAAUGUCAUUGUCUGUGGGGACAGUGCUGGGGGCAAUCUAGCAGCUGCUGUCAGCCAUUCUCUUGUGGGCAGAUCAGACCUCCCCAAACUACGUGCUCAGAUCUUGCUCUAUCCAGGACUUCAGGGAGUUGACUUCAAUUUACCAUCCUAUCAGCAGAACCGAGGAGUCCCUCUCUUACUCCGAGAACGAGCUGCUUUCUAUGCUUUGCAGUACCUACGUGGGGAUGCACUGCAUCUGAAAGAGGUCUUGGAGGGCUCUCAUAUUCCUCCAGACAUGAGGCUGAAGUACAGGAAGUGGGUGAAUCCAGACAACAUCCCUGAACAAUUUAAGGUCAGAGGCUACAAACCACACCAGCCCCCUGAAUUCAAGGCUGAAGUGUAUGAGUCAGUGAAAAGAUUCUGUGAGCCCAACCUGUGUCCUCUGCUGGCUGAAGAUGCUGUUAUUCAGCAGCUGCCUGAGUCUUUCAUCUUGACUUGUGAAUAUGAUGUGCUGAGGGAUGAUGGCUUGCUUUACAAGAAGAGAUUGGAGGACAAUGGUGUUCGAGUGACCUGGUACCACCUUGAGGAUGGAUUCCAUGGAAUCAUAAGCCUAUAUGAGUUUUAUUCUUUUUUUUCCUUUCCAUCUGGGAAAAGGGGAUUGGACAGAGUGCUUAAAUUCAUAAAAGGCCUUUAG